Messenger RNA from Sebastes umbrosus (honeycomb rockfish), 2527 nucleotides. Its product is annotated as interferon-induced GTP-binding protein Mx. The record is from RefSeq and is a predicted model, not a curated record. Gene Ontology annotation, molecular function: GTP binding; GTPase activity; microtubule binding. The coding region runs from base 144 to 2078 and encodes 644 amino acids. Gene Ontology annotation, cellular component: membrane; cytoplasm; nucleus. NCBI's taxonomy places the organism in Eukaryota, Metazoa, Chordata, Actinopteri, Perciformes, Sebastidae. Gene Ontology annotation, biological process: defense response to virus. The transcript is spliced from 12 exons.
UUCCUUUUUCAUCUGAAUCCCUGAGUCAGAGGUUGGCAUCAGUCUCACUCUUUCUGCAUCCGAGCAGCAGCUGCAUUGUAGACUCGUAUAACUAUAGGACAUCAUUAGUUUCACUGAACAGAACUUUCAUCGAGAGGUGUUUUAUGCCUUUUAUUUUUAAAACACAGUUUCUUUCCAGGACAGAAGACGUCGUCAGCAUGAACACUCUGAACCAGCAGUAUGAGGAGAAGGUGCGUCCCUGCAUCGACCUCAUCGACUCUCUCCGCUCUCUGGGUGUAGAGAGGGACUUGGCGCUGCCUGCUAUCGCCGUGAUUGGAGACCAAAGCUCGGGGAAGAGCUCCGUGUUGGAGGCGCUGUCAGGCGUGGCUCUGCCCAGAGGGAGUGGCAUCGUGACAAGAUGUCCUCUCGAACUGAAGAUGAAGAGAAAGAGAGAAGGAGAGGAGUGGUACGGGAAGAUAAGCUACAAGGACUUUGAGGAAGAGCUGGAAGAGCCUGCAGAUGUGGAGAAAAAGAUCAGAGAAGCUCAGGAUCAAAUAGCCGGGGUCGGAGUGGGGAUCAGUGAUGACCUCAUCAGUCUGGAGAUCGCCUCUCCUAAUGUUCCAGACCUGACGCUCAUUGACCUGCCCGGCAUCGCCAGGGUGGCUGUAAAGGGACAACCUGUGAACAUUGGAGACCAGAUAAAGAGACUGAUCCACAAGUUCAUCACAAAACAAGAAACCAUCAGCUUGGUGGUUGUUCCAUGCAACGUGGACAUAGCAACCACAGAGGCUCUGAAGAUGGCACAGGAGGAGGAUCCUGAAGGAGAGAGGACUUUGGGUAUCUUGACCAAGCCUGACCUGGUGGACAAAGGAACAGAAGACACGGUGAUUGAAAUUGUCCGUAAUGAGGUCAUCCACCUGAAGAAGGGCUACAUGAUCGUCAAGUGCAGGGGUCAGAAGGAGAUCACAGAAAAUGUGUCUCUUACUGAAGCAAUAGAAAGAGAGAAAGAGUUCUUCAAUGGCCAUAUGCAUUUCCACACUCUCUACGAUGAAGGCCAUGCUACUGUUCCUAAACUGGCUGAGAAACUCACACUUGAGCUGGUGCAUCACAUCAAGAGAUCUCUGCCUCGACUGGAAGAGCAGAUAGAGGAGAAACUAGCACAGACUCAAGCAGAGCUGGAGAGAUAUGGCACUGGACCCCCGUCUGACGCCGCUGAGAGACUCUUCUUCCUCAUUGAUAAAGUGACAGCAUUCACUCAGGAUGCCAUCAGUCUGACUACGGGAGAGGAGCUCAAGUGUGGAGACAAGCUCAAUGUCUUUUCUACGCUCAGGAGAGAGUUUGGGAAGUGGAACGCCCACCUGGAGCAUUCAGGAGAAAACUUUAACAAGAAGAUUGAGAGAGAGGUGGAGGGAUAUGAAGAGAAGUACCGUGGAAGGGAACUGCCGGGCUUCAUCAACUAUAAGACCUUUGAGGUCAUGGUCAAGGAGCAGAUCAAACAGCUGGAAGAACCAGCUGUCAAGAAACUCAAGGAUAUAGCAGAUGCUGUGAGGAAGGUGUUCAUACAGCUGGCCCAAAGUAGCUUCAUUGGAUUUCCUAACCUCAUUAAAACAGCCAAGGCAAAGAUCGAAAAUAUCAAGCAGGACAAGGAGACCACCGCCGAAUUCAUGCUGAGAACCCAGUUCAAGAUGGAGCUGAUUGUCUACUCUCAGGACAGAACCUACAGCAGCAGUCUGAGUGAAAGGAAGAAAGAGGAGGAUGAGGAUGAAGACAAACGGAAAGGCCCAAAAUAUAAUAGAGAAAAGAGUGUUGUGUACCGCAUGGAUAAUCAUGCAACACUUCAGGAGCUGAUGUUGCACCUUAAAUCAUAUUACAAAAUUGCCGGCCAGCGUCUCGCUGACCAGAUCCCGCUGGUGAUCCGUUACCAGAUGUUGCAGGAGUCUGCCGUCCAGCUGCAGAGGGAGAUGCUGCAGAUGCUUCAGGACAAGGAGAAUAUGGAGUUCCUGCUGAAGGAGGACUGUGACAUUGGCAGCAAGAGGGCCGGUUUGCAGAGUCGCCAUAAACGUCUCAUGAAGGCCCGCACAUACCUGGUGGAGUUCUAGAGGAGGUCAGGAUGAGUCUACUGUACUUCUUUCAUUUGUCAAAUACAAUUGUGGUUGAAGGAUUGCUAUACUAUUAUUUUUUUACUGUGUCCAGUGUAGAAUGGACGCAUUCGCUUUGUACUGUAAUAUGUAUGUACUGUUAUUGUCACUCCAAAAUAAAAAAAAAUAAAAUAAAAUGCCUGUUAUUUCAUACGGCAAAAAAUAGAUCAUAGGAGCACACUGUAUAAGUCACAUGCCAUGUUUCCGAUAUCCCGAGUUUAAUUCCUGCCAGAGAACAUUAUGACAUAUCAUCCCCAGAUUAGAUUAUUAACGUGCCAAUACUUUGAUUCUUUGUCUAUUUAAUCGCUGGACCAUUUUAAUCAAACGGGAAAUUAAUGACUUUUUCAAAUGCAUCUUUUUCAUAUUUGUUUAAAUACACUUGUUUGAAUAAAUAAAGAAACUUUGUCUAA